Messenger RNA from Anopheles maculipalpis, 505 nucleotides. RefSeq names its product sex-regulated protein janus-A-like. Gene Ontology annotation, cellular component: cytosol. Gene Ontology annotation, molecular function: protein histidine phosphatase activity. The record is from RefSeq and is a predicted model, not a curated record. The transcript is spliced from 2 exons. Gene Ontology annotation, biological process: peptidyl-histidine dephosphorylation. NCBI's taxonomy places the organism in Eukaryota, Metazoa, Arthropoda, Insecta, Diptera, Culicidae. The coding region runs from base 47 to 505 and encodes 152 amino acids.
CGCCUGUUGCCAGCUGUUGACAGCGAAUGUUGACAUUUUGCACAGGAUGAGCUCUAUUUGCCGGCUUGGGGUCAAGCAUCUUUGGCACAGAGUAGUUCCCGGAAACAACGUUGGUUGCAGAAGAUUUGCCAGGAUGACCGAGGCUAAGCUGGAUGCGGUUCCGGUGGUUGAGAUCGAUGAAGGAAUUUUCAAGUACGUACUGAUUAAAGUUUACGGCAAGGAGAAAACCGAUGGUAGCGAACCAUCGAAGCUGAUCGUCCGCGGCUUCGACCGUGCACAGUGGCAUUCGGAUAUUUACGACGAGGUUAGCUCGUCGCUGAUGGGUCUCGGGCUCGAGACGGAAUGUCUCGGCGGUGGACGGAUUGAGAACCGGCCCGACCUGAAGCAGAUCAAGGUGUACGGUUAUUCGCAGGGAUACGGCAAGGCGGAUCAUGCGGAAACGAGACGUUUGCUGCUGACCAAAUACCCGAACCACAAUAUUACGUGCUCCGACGAGGGAUAUUGA